Hermetia illucens (black soldier fly) is the source of this 15911-nucleotide messenger RNA. It is a transcript of the gene zfh2, whose product is annotated as zinc finger protein 2. The coding region runs from base 1945 to 14184 and encodes 4079 amino acids. NCBI's taxonomy places the organism in Eukaryota, Metazoa, Arthropoda, Insecta, Diptera, Stratiomyidae. Gene Ontology annotation, molecular function: RNA polymerase II cis-regulatory region sequence-specific DNA binding; DNA-binding transcription factor activity, RNA polymerase II-specific; zinc ion binding. The record is from RefSeq and is a predicted model, not a curated record. Gene Ontology annotation, biological process: regulation of transcription by RNA polymerase II. The transcript is spliced from 14 exons. Gene Ontology annotation, cellular component: nucleus.
CGCUCGGCAUGAGCGCAUACAAAUAAAUUUAACAAAAAAUAUAUAUACAUAUAUAUUUUUAAAAUGUAUACAUAUACAGAUAUCUGCUAUUAAGAAAAAUGCAAUGUGUAGUUCCUAAAACAUCUCUAAAAAAAAGUAAAUAUUAAAAAUUAAAUAAAUAAAUUUAUAUGAAUCAAUAUAAGAGUAAAUAUCUUUUUUAAAUAACAACAAAGUCUUUAUAAUAAAAGGAAGCGUAUCUACUUUAUCCUUUGGAAUUCAAAUUCAUUUUUAUUCUAAUAAAUUUGAAGAGUUUGAAAAGUAAAUCAUAAAAUCGAUCACAUCAUAAAUAACAUCUCAAAUUCUCGGAAAUAAAAAAAAAUAUAAAUUCCCGAUUCGAAAUUUUUGGGUAAAUUUUUCAUUCAGAAUUUAGUUAAUUUUUCACUCUUUGUAUCGUGGAUGAUAUUAUAUUUUGUUCCCGACACUAUUAUAGUUUUCUUGCUGCGACGUGAAUAAUUAUAAUUAUAAAAUGCCGUCGAAAAAUGUUGAUAGGUUGCUUAUUUCUUGUCCGUGUGUGUGUGAUGUGCUUAAAUAUUAUUCUCCCUAAAUAAUCGGAAAAAUAAAAACAGCAAAAAAACAACAGGAUUUACAACAGCAGCAGUAUAAACAACAAAGAGAAAACAAAAAAAAGUGUUCUAUAAAAUUGUAAAAUAGAUAAAAAGAAAAAAACAAUAAUGAAAGGAAAAAUAUUUCUUAUGUUUUCUUAGUGAUUUACUUCGUUUUUUUUUUUGGUUCCCCUCUUCUUAUAUGUGAAAAAUUUCCAACAACAGAAUAAAAUUUAACAACAACAUCACCGAGAAAUAUAAAAGGAUUUCCAUCUGUUAAAUAAAAUCUAAAAAAAUAUGAAAUUCAAGUGAUGAUAAUGAUAAUAAUAUUCAGUUGAAUUUAUUCCAUGCAUUUUCCAUAUAAAAUUUAUUUAUUGUGUGUGUAUGUGUUCUGUGUAUGUUACGCAAAAGGAAUAAAUGCAGAGAAGCCAAAAGAAAAAAAAAAAUAUCAAAAAAUCAGAAAAAUUGAAAGUGAAAUAAAUGAAAUAUUUAAGAAAAUGAAGUGAUUUGACUAAGGUGAAAAAGAAAAAGAUUUUAUUUUCUUUUCACCAUAAUCGAGAAUUGAUAAGGCGAUCCUGUACGACGUAUCUGAUAUCAAAUGAAUCAUAUAAAUUCAACAUAUUUAAGGUGGUAGCUGAUUUCGUGGAUUGGCGGAGAAAAAAAUGUGCUACUGACUAUUGCAGCCACGGAGUCGAUACACUUCGACAGCCGAGCUAUAAAGCUCGGCACAAUAUCAAAAGUGUUACUACCGUCGGAAACAGCCACAUCGCCAUCAUCUUCGUCAUUCACGUUAAAGUCACCAUCAUCAACGUCUUCACCACCAAUUUCAUCACUAGCACAAGACUUAACUAUAACGUCACUGGUUCAAAAACCUUUAAAUUUCUGCGCUGAUCAACAUCAAAAUCAAGAUAAUCAUAAAUUUAACUCUGCAGACCAUGACACGAAAGAUAAUAAAACUGUUCAAAUUACACCAACGUCUACAACACCAACAACAGUAAUUACAACUCCAAUAGUGUCACCAAAAAACGGUCAUUAUUCUUCUGCAUAUACGUCGCAUACAGUUCCAUUAAAAUCAUCAACAACUGCAUCGAAUAUUUUGUCAAUCUCUUCUUCUUCCUCUGUUUCACCAAUAUCACCAACGACAACAACAACAACAACAACAGCAACAACACCAUUAUAUGGAUCUAUUGCUACAAAUUUCUUGCAUUAUUCAAAAAAUCUUCAAGAUAAUAUCAGUAGAUCGUCAGAAAAAUUGUUAGAUUUGAAUUUAUCAAAUGUUGGUGUAACAGGAACUGUAUUGGCUGAAAUACCAUUGUCAGCAACGAGAAAAUUAAAAAAAUAUAAUAAACCCACUGCCAACAGUAUGCCACCACCUCCUGAUUCACCGCAUGCCGAUUUGGCACCGAGAAAACGUCGUCGUAAACGUGAUGAUCCUCAAAGUUAUUUCACCAAUUCAGAGGAAUACGAAUCAGACGAGGGAUCACCUGUUUCUUGUUCGGAUGUUGAAAGCUUUCAGGGUAAAAUAGUUUAUAAUCCGGACGGCAGUGCAUAUAUAAUUGACUCAGAAAACGAAUCGUUAUCCAACAUUUCUGAGACGGGCUUAACAGCUGGUCUACCGACUGCGAAUAAUCCAAAAAUUCAUUCAUUUCGUGUGGUGAAUGCUCGUGAUGCUACAAUUAAUAAAAUAUCCGAACCAAAUAAAAUACAAAAACCAAUUUUAAUGUGUUUUAUCUGCAAAUUGAGUUUCGGCAAUACUAAAUCAUUUGGUUUACAUGCAAACAGUGAGCAUACACUGAAUUUACAUGAAUCCGAGAAAUUAUUGUUGAAUCGUGAAUAUUCGAGUGCCAUUAUACAACGUAAUGUUGAUGAGAAACCACAAAUAUCGUUUCUGGAGCCUUUAGACGUGCAUAAACAAUUGUUUCAGCAACAAUUUCAAAAUUCAUCUAAUAUAUCAUCGGUACUAUCGUCAACAACGGGCGAUUGUACAGUUUCAACUAAUACACCAUCAAAUACAAGCAGCAGUUCGAGUUGUACACCAACGCUAUCGGCGGCUAAUAAUAGUCUUAGUUCUACACCUUUGCAAUUAAGUAGCAACUUAAAUAGUCAAAUGCUUGAUUCAACAACUGCAACAACAACAUCAUCAUCAUCGUCAACACCGUCGUCAUCGUCAUCAUCAUCAUCAUUAUCAUCGCAAACAUCAACAACAUCACCAACAUCAACAUCAACGUCUACAUCUUCAACAAUUAUAAAUAAUUCAAAUAAAUUAAAUAGUGAUAUAUCGAAUAGUGCUACUCUAAUUAAGUCUAAUGCGGGUUAUAGUGGUUCAUCAAAUGUUGCCGGGCAGAAUUUAAGUGAUUUUGUUCAACAACAAUUCAAACAACAACAACAGCGUUCAUCAACGCCGUCAGCAUCACAAGCAUCAUCACUAGGUUUAACGAACAGUUCACCAAUAAAUAUUGGACUAAGCAACAAUAACAAUAGCAGUAGUAACAAUAAUAACAGUUCUAACAGUUUGCAAUCAUCACCAAUACCAACAACUGCACCAGUAUCAUCGUAUUCAUCAUCAGCCAUAACAACAACAACAGUUUCAACAACAACGCAUGGUAGUGAUGGUGGUAAUAGUAGCAACAAUUGCGGCAGUAACGCGAGUGAUUUAAGUACCAGUAAUAGUAGUAGUAAUAAUAAUAAUAGUACGAAAUUACUAAAUGAGUUCCUACAACAACAACAACAACAAAUUUUACAACAACAACAGCAACAACAUACAACAUUGUUGGCAUGUCCCGAACAUCAAGGAUUCAAUAAAAUUGCUGGUUUAGUUGAUUGUAAAUCAUGUGAAUUGAUUAAUAUCAAUAAUUUAGCUAAAUCAUCACCAAUGACACCAACAAAAUCACCAAAUAGUAUUAAUUUAACAACGCCACCAUCAUCGGCAUCACUUACAUCUAUAUCUCCAACAACGCCGGCACCAAGUUUUACAAUUGGUGCAUGUCCGGAUCAUAUAAAUGGUCGACCGAUUGGUGUUGACUGUGGAAGAUGCGAAAUGAUUUUAAGUUCGGCAAGAUUGAAUAGUGGCUCGCAAAUAUCAACACGAAAUUCAUGUAAAACGUUAAAGUGUCCGCAGUGUAAUUGGCAUUACAAAUAUCAGGAGACAUUAGAAAUUCAUAUGCGUGAAAAACAUCCAGACGGCGAGAGCGCAUGCGGAUAUUGUCUAGCUGGUCAACAACAUCCUCGGCUAGCACGCGGUGAAUCCUACACAUGCGGGUAUAAACCAUAUCGUUGUGAAAUUUGUAAUUAUUCAACAACAACUAAAGGCAACCUAUCGAUUCACAUGCAAAGCGACAAACAUUUGAACAACAUGCAAGAAUUGAACAACUCACAGAACCUAUCGUCAACAAAUGAUAUUCGAGAGAAUCCAAAAAUCGUUAUGCCAAAUAUGCCGCAACAGACAAGCAAACCAAAACCCAGUUUUCGUUGUGAUGUUUGCUCAUAUGAGACGAGCGUAGCCCGAAAUUUGCGAAUACAUAUGACCAGUGAAAAGCACACGCACAAUAUGGCUGUGCUGCAGAACAACAUGAAGCACUUCCAGGCGCUUAGCUUUCUACAGAGCCAAAAUUUGGGUGCAGCGGCUGCCGCUAAUAUCCCAAACUUAAGCCAAAUGCCGAGCCUGCAGCAAAACAUGCCAAAUUUACAAAAUUUCCUACCAGAAGCCGCACUAGCCGACCUGGCCUACAAUCAAGCUUUGAUGAUUCAACUCCUGCAUCAGAACUCAGCGGCAGGAGCAUUAGGAGCGGCUGCCGCAGCAGCUGCCGCGGCGGUGUCUAUACCUCAGCAACAACAGCAGCAACAGCAACAAUCCCAGUCGAUUGGCCAGCAGUUGUCUUCAACUUCAGGGUGUGGUUCAACUUCAGGUCAACUGAACGUGCCGACAACUGGAGCAUCUUCAUCUGCCGCUGCGUCGUCUAACGCUGCAGCCGUAGCUGCUGCUGCACUCCUAGGGAGCUCCCUCGAACCCGAUCAAGGACUGAAUCUCGAAACGCUAGAACCUCCCAUUGAACCCGAUCAACGGCCAACGACGGUGUACAGUUGCCUGAUCUGUUCUGCGUACAAUACCAAUAGCAUCGAUGAACUGAACAACCAUCUCAUGGUUGAUCGAUCUCGGAACUCUAGUUCGGCAGCAAACAACUGCAACAGUGAUAUAAUGUUGAUCAUCAACAACAACUACAUCUGUCGACUCUGCAAUUAUAAAACUAACCUGAAAGCCAACUUUCAACUGCACAGCAAGACGGACAAGCACAUACAAAAAUUGAAUUAUAUCAACCAUAUCAAGGAGGGUGGCGCGAAAAACGAGUACAAAUUGAAAUACAACAAUACGAAUACCGUUCAACUGAAAUGCAAUUGUUGCGAUUUCUACACGAAUUCAAUACAAAAGCUCAAUCUUCACACACAACACAUGCGACACGACACAAUGAAAAUGAUCUUCAAUCAUCUCGUCUAUAUUGAUCAACUCCAUUCAAUUCAACAACAACGUCGCCAAUCAACUUCAACACCAACAUCAACGGCAACAAGUCAGUCAAUUGCUGACAAUCAACGUAUGUUGAAUGCAAUAAGUUCCGGUGGGAAUAAUAGUGAUAUUGAUCAACAACAAAGUUCUGGUGCUGGUCAUCUAGCAAAUAUUGAAGGUGGUAAUACGAGCGCAAGUGGUAGUGCAAGUGGCAGUGGUGGGGCUAGUGUUCAACCAACACAUACAAUUAUUUGUGAAUUAUGUAAUUAUAAAAGUGCAACUGUUUUACAAAUGAUUCAACAUGUGAAAAGUAUACGACACGUACAAGUUGAACAGUUUAUAUGUCUACAAAGGCGAAGCGAAAAUCUUGAACCAUUAGAAUUGAGUGAUGUAUUCAAGAUUGUUGAAAGUGGUGUCAUUAAAUCUGAAAAAUGUUCACCAGUCAAUUCACCAGUUGAUCCUAACUUAGGAUCAACACCCAAUCCACAACCAUCGACGCCACAUUCGCGACAUAGUGACGGUGGUAGAUCAUCAGUUGGACUGCUACAAUCACCAUCAAGUCUUCCAAAUAUCUCGACAGCUACAACAAUCUUCAAAUGUAACAAUUGUGACUUUUUUGCGGAAACCAAACAGGACAUGGAAAUGCAUAUUGACAACGUUCAUCCAAAUUGUUUGGAUAGCGACUACAUGACAAUUCCUACAAAUUCAACUGCACUACAUGCAUUUCAAGCUGCUAUGGCUGCAGCAGCUGCUGCUGCAGCCGCUAAUAAGCCUAGCUGUUCCCCGCAAACUAGUGGUAAUACCACUCUUCUGCCAGCUGUAACGCCCAACAGUUUAGAUGAAAUCAAAUCAGAGCGAAUGGAUGCUGAUACAGAUUCAGUGGGAGAUGGUACAGAACCGGAUCAACAAGAUUUGGAGGGAAUGGAUGGGGCCGAUGCAGGAAGUAAUGCAACUGUUCCCGGUAUCCUUUGUCCUCUAUGUCAAGAUAGUUUUAACGACAGAAAAUCGUUGGAGUCUCAUGUAAUGGGAGUGCAUAGUGUCAACAGUGAUGGAUUGACACGCUUAUUGCAAUUAGUCGAUACUAGUCAUUGGUUAAAUAGUACAAGUCAUACUAAGAAAGAUACGGACGAGAGCGGUGCUGGUGAAAAGAAUCAUGCAUCGAAUAAUUUCUGCAUGCAACAGAUGCGUGGCGAUGAGCUCGAAUGCAACCAAUGUGAGCUUGCAGUGAAAACACAUCAGGAAUUGUUAAUGCAUGCUCAGGAAACCCAACAUUAUCCAUCCGUGGGAGAUCAAUAUCAGUGUUUGCUGAAACAAUGUCCCCAGAACUUUUCAAGUCUACCAACAAUGAUCGCACAUUUCAAGGAUACACAUAUGAACAUUGUGAUAUCAGAGCGUCAUGUCUACAAAUAUCGUUGCAAACAAUGCUCUUUGGCGUUUAAGACACAGGAAAAGCUCAAUACUCAUUCCCUGUAUCACACAAUGCGCGAUGCCACCAAAUGUAUGAUUUGCAACAGAAGUUUUCGCAGCACUCAGUCGCUGCAAAAGCAUAUGGAGCAAGCGCACAAUCAACAACAAUCGAAUAGCCCAUCCCCACCGCCAUCAGAUCAGGAUCACGGUAAACAAAUUAGCGGUGCAGGAAUGGAAGAUUUCAUAACAUCACCAGCAUCCAGUGUAAAACAAGACGAUGAAUCUGCUCAAGUGCAAGAUUUAAUGCUUAGAGAUGAUCAACUCAUGCUUCAACACAGCUCCCUUUUGGAUUGUACGACGCCUACCACAGAAAUGGACGAAUAUUUGAACACAUCACAAAUGGCUGAGGACAACUACAACGAUCCUGGCCGCAAGCAUAAAUGCCACAAAUGUAAGAUGGCCUUUACGCAUCAAAACUUCUUAGCCAUCCAUUAUAAAUCCAAUCAACAUCGACGAAAUGAAAAACUAAACAACUAUCCAAUGGAAAAAUAUCUCGAUCCGAAUCGACCUUUCAAGUGUGAGAUAUGUCUGGAAAGUUUUACGCAGAAGAAUAUCCUUCUAGUUCACUAUAACAGCGUGUCGCAUCUUCACAAACUCAAGAAGCAAAGCGAAAACAACAACACCCCAUCUUCGUCACCCAGUAAUAACCCCUCUCCAAUGGACUAUGAUAGGAAAAGCGUUGAUUCUGACCGGCGCAGUGUCGAACGCGAUCGCAAGUCCAUCGAUUUAGAUCUAGAGAUCAUGAAUGAACAGCAAAAACGCAAACUGAGCCCCGAAAAUGACUACGACAGUCCAAAGAAAAGAUUCAAGUGUGACAUUUGCAAGGUUGCUUAUGCCCAAGGUAGCACUCUGGAUAUUCAUAUGCGAAGUGUUUUGCAUCAAACACGGGCAUGCCGUUUGCAAGAGCAGCAGCAAAUGCAACUUCAACAUUCUGCUCAAUUCAAUCCAUCGCUGACCACAAGUCUGGCCCGUAUUGUGGAGCAACACCAGCAGCAACAGCAACAACAGCAAAGUGUCAGUCCAGCACCAUCAAAUCUCAGUGGUAUACAGGAUGAUCCCAACAUGCCCAAGUUCAACAAUCAGAUUUACAAGACCUUGCUGGAGAAUUUCGGCUUUGAUAUCGUCAAGCAAUUCAACGAGCUGAAACAUACUGGCGGCGAAAUUAAUCGCGAGAUAAAUGAGGAGAAGUAUUUUUGUCGACACUGUAAGAAAACGUUCUCGUCUAUAUUUGUGUUGAAGUCCCAUUGUGAAGAGAUACAUAAUGAUAAGAUCCCCUUGGACGUGCUAGAAAAGUUUGCAGAAAAGUUCAAAAAUUACUACUUGGAAACAAGCGAUACAGAUAAUGAAAUCCUUGACUUUUCCGCUAAAAAAUUGUCACCAGAGACAUCGGAUUCACCAAACUCAUCAUUCAAUGGAAGUGGAAAUACCACAGCACUAACUGUUUCAACAAAAGAACCUCAACCAGAGAAGAACCAACGGCCUAGUACUCCUGUUUCAACUUCUGGAUUGUCGCCAGCUUCAUCUCCCUCCUCGCAACAGCAACAACAGGCGCUACUAAAGAGCCAGCAAACAGCCAGUCAAGUACAACAACAGCUUCAUACCGCCCUAUCCCAGUCACAAUCUCAACAAUCGCCACAAAUGCUACCCACCGAUCUUGCCCAAAAAUUCAAUAUCGAUCCAACAAUUCUUGCACAGAAAAUCAUGGAACAAAAUCUUGCCAAUGUUCCGCCAAAUUUCGCAAACUUGCCGCAAAAUUUACAAAGUCUUCAAAAUCUUCAGAAUCUGCAAAAUUUACAAAGUUUACAGAAUCUACCGAAUAUGCCGAAUUUGCCACUAAAUACGCUUGAUAUGCUUAGCUUAAUGCAAUUUCAUCAUUUGAUGUCGUUGAAUUUUAUGAAUUUGGCGCCCCCAUUGAUUUUUGGUGCAACUGGAGCCGCCGCGGCUGCAGCAGCUAUUGCUGGUGGCAAUGUACCGCCAGUUACGCCGGAAAUUCCAGUUAAUCCCGGACAACAAGUCCAACUGUUACAACAACAAGCAGCUGCAGCAGCGCAGCAGGCAACAAACAAUCAAAAACGCGCUAGAACACGCAUCACUGAUGAACAAUUGAAAAUUUUACGAGCGCAUUUCGAUAUUAAUAAUUCACCAAGUGAAGAAAGCAUCAUGGAAAUGUCGAAGAAAGCCAACUUGCCAAUGAAGGUGGUGAAACAUUGGUUUCGUAAUACACUUUUCAAGGAACGUCAACGCAACAAGGAUUCCCCAUACAAUUUCAAUAACCCACCAUCAACCACACUGAAUUUGGAAGAAUACGAACGAACAGGACAAGCAAAAGUCACAUCACUUGUUGAUCAAAGUGGCAAUUCAAAUGAUACCUCACAAUCGCAACAACAACAACAACAAUCCCAAUUACUCCAGUCCCAGAGUCAACAGCGCCAACAACAGGAUCAACAACAACAACAGCAACACCAUCAAUUUCACCAACAACACUCCCAACAAAGCUCGGACAAUCGGCCGCUAUCCCAACCAUCUAGCACGGCCAGCGACCGAGGAGCUGAUAUUCAAAUAAAAACUGAACCGAACGAUGACCUUGGUUCAAUGGAUCCAGAUCAACAAUCGCUUCACCAGCAUUCGCAUCAGCUCCAGCAUUCCCAUCACCACCUCCUGAAACAUGAUCAACAACACGAGCAUGAUCCAUCCAGUUCUGGUGGUGGUUCCUACCAGCACUCUCAACAUCAACAGCAAAUGUUCUACAACAAUUUUGAAACUAAAUCGGAAUCAGGCAGCUCCGAAAUCCUGUCACGACCACAGACGCCCACGAAUUCAUCUUACAAUAAUUUAGGUGAAAUGACCAACACCCAAAUUGAUACGAUGAGUCUAGGCAGCCUUGGAAGUGGAGGCGGAGUUGGGUCAUCUGCCGGAGCGAGUGGAAUGGCAGGAGUUGUGGGCAAUCUGAAUAAUAUGGGACCACCGAAAAAAUUUCAAAUGAAUAAGAUUUUUGAUAAGAACAAUUUUGAGACCAAUUCCAACUCAUCGAAUAGUUCUUCAUCGAGUGGUAAACGCGCGAAUCGAACACGUUUCACAGACUAUCAGAUCAAAGUUUUGCAAGAAUUUUUCGAGAAUAAUUCAUAUCCAAAGGACAGCGAUCUGGAGUAUCUUAGCAAGUUGUUGUUACUUUCACCACGAGUUAUCGUUGUUUGGUUUCAGAAUGCCCGUCAAAAACAAAGAAAAAUUUAUGAAAAUCAGCCAAACAAUUCAUUCUAUGAGUCCGAAGAGAAGAAACCAAAUAUCAACUACACGUGCAAGAAAUGCAACCUCGUUUUCCAACGGUACUACGAAUUGAUUCGUCAUCAGAAGAACCAUUGCUUCAAAGAAGAAAACAAUAAAAAAUCGGCCAAGGCUCAAAUUGCAGCAGCACAAAUAGCUCAAUCGCUCAGUAGCGAAGACUCGAACUCCAGUAUCGAUAUCAACAGUGCCAACCUUUUGACAUCAAAUUUAGCAGCUCAACAGGCUGCAGCUGCUGCUGCGGCCGCUGCGGCGAUUGGUGGUCCAGUGCCGAGUAUUGGCUUGCCCCAAUCACCCUCCGGAUCAGCAGGAUCGGGAAGUAUAACAUCGAUUCCAGGUCUAUCGACCAGCCCAGGACUGGGCUUAUUAGCUUCUCCCCAUGGUAUCUUCGGUAAACAUGCCGCCACUGUUCCAGCCAGUCAAAAUGUUGGAGGAAGCUCAACAAAAGACGGUCAGUCGCCGCAAAAAUUUGAAUGCGACAAAUGCAACUUAAGCUUUCCCCGAUUUGAACUGUUCAAGGAACACCAGCUUAUCCAUAUCAUGAACCCAAACUUAUUCCUCAACCAGAAUUAUGCGGAGAAUACGCCUUUCGGUAUUCUGCAAAAUAUGCAAAAUAAUCUGAUGAAUGCUGGGUCGGUAUCGGGGAGCAACAACAGCGGUAGCAGUUCGGCUAGUCUGCUGAUGGCUGGAGUGGGAGGACAGGACACAAGCAUGGACCUAUCACAAGCCAAUAAUAAGAAGAAGCGAAAGUAUUCUGAGACGCAAUCGAGUGGAGCUGGAGAGGACAUACAAUCAAUCAUGGCUAUGCAGUCAUCUGAUUAUGAUCUGGCAAAAAAAUUUCGCUCUGAACAGUAUGAUUUUUUAUACCAAUACUUUCUACAAAAUGAACCCAACGACGAGCUGAAAAAACAGUACCAGCAACAACAGCACCAGCAGAGUAUUGAUAUUGAGUACCUCGCGCACUUCUAUCAAAUGAGCGAACUGAAAAAGAAGGGAAACUAUGAUUUUUUCUACCAAUACUAUCUGCAAAACGAAAGUAAACAACAAAGUGACGGAGCUUCAUCGAUGCUGGAGAACCUGUCGAAACCAAACAUGGAAUUCCUACUGCAAUACUACCAACUGAAUGAAUGCAAGAAGUUUUUUCAGUUAGGUGCCUCGCCCCAACGAAUACAUGAUUUUCCAUUGCUCAAUCUGACUACAAUGCCGUCAGCAUCGGAUACCAAUUCAACAAUGAAUUCAAUAACACAACAGAGUGGACUAACAUCAACAAAUAUCGCGGAAACAUCAGCAAUACAACAAAGUCAAAUGAGCGGCAAUGGAAAUUCAACGACGAGAGAAAUAUGCGCUGCAACUGGUCGUGGUACGGCAACGCCAACAACACCGAAAUCAACAACACCAACAGGCGCACAAGCCAUGCAAGCCGAAACUACAACGACACCAUCAUCAAUGGCAUCGAUGAUCAGUUCACCAACGCAUGCAGCAGCAGUUGUUGCAGCGACAAUCCUAGCAGCUGGUGGGAGCGGGGUAGUGAAUCAAAAAAUUCGUCAGGAUCAACACCAACAACAACUCUCAAUAAUAUCAACAACAACCAUUGGUGGUAAUGCUUUAAAUGCUGAUAGUAGUCCACAACAUCAACAAUCUUCACUAUCAAAUCUAAACACUGGUCUUCCAAUAUCAUCACAACUGGCAACAAGUUUGCAGAAAUCUGCAUGUAGUCCACCGAUAGCGACUUCGACGACCAGCACAGCUACCGCGGCUAGUUUGAAUGAUUUUCCCGGAAAUCCAUCUGCAUCCAGUUUCCUGGGUGGUAACUCAACAACACCAACACCAACAGGUGGGGGUGUCGUAUCGGGAGUGGAACAUGUCACCACGAUGGAAAAGCAAACGAAUAAGCGGUUGCGAACCACUAUUUUGCCGGAGCAGCUGAAUUUUUUAUAUGAGUGCUACCAGAAUGAGUCAAAUCCAAGUCGGAAGAUGUUAGAGGAAAUCUCAAAGAAAGUUAAUCUGAAGAAGCGUGUUGUACAGGUUUGGUAUCAGAAUUCUCGCGCUCGUGAACGCAAAGGACAAUUCCGACAAAAUCUACAAAUCAUCAAUAAAAAGUGUCCACAUUGCGGUGCAAUCUUCAAAAUAAAAUCAGCUCUGGAGUCGCAUCUUCAAACGAAACAUCCUGAAAAGCAGCCAAUCAAUAUAGAUCAAAUUCCAGACGUGACUCAACAAUCACUCGAUAGUUCGUCAUUUCCUUCACAUCAUUCGCAUGAUUUAAGCAGUUUGUUGCCGCAGACUCGUUCAUCGUUGACCCCAACAAGUACCACAGGUAGCCAUGCCUUCGCGACUGGCCUGAACUCCACAAGUUCUGGAUCAGGAUUAAGUCAAUACCAUCCUCAUGAUGGACUUUCGCUGAAUGAUGAUAAUGCAACAGUGACUUCAACAAUCCUGGAAUCACUAAGCAAUUCAACAACAGCCGCCAAGUCUGGUACCCCUUUAGAUUUGAGCAAAAGCACACCCAAAUAUGAGCCUAGCGAAAGCGAUGUCAGCUACUCCGAUUCCAACAAUGAUCACGAUGAAUCCAAUGACUUUUUCAUUACAACAUCAUCAUCGGCACCGGCAAGCAACAAUAACAACAACUCAAAUUUGAAUAACAAUCACGUCAAAAUUGCUGAUUUAGUCAACUAUCGACAUCACAGCAACCACUCUCCUACAACAACCACAAUUGUUACAACAUCGAGUUCACCCCUAGGGGACAAUAAUCUUGGCGAGAGUCGAUGCGGGACGAAUCAGCACAAUGAUACAUUUUACGAUAGUGAUGCUGCCAAUAACGCCAUGAUGUCGAACCAUCAUCAGAACAGCAAGGAUUUAUCAAACCUGAUCUAUAGCGGUGGGGAUAAUGUGGGUGAUAUGGAUCGAUCGCCAGCUAGUCCAGCUAGUAGCACGCAAAGUAUUCAAAAGAAGCGAUUUCGUACCCAAAUGAGUAAUGUUCAAGUGCGGAUUUUAAGGACACUAUUUUCGGAUGUGAAAACACCAACAAUGACCGAUUGUGAGAAUAUCGGUAGGGAAAUUGGAUUGCCGAAACGUGUGAUUCAGGUUUGGUUCCAAAAUGCUCGGGCAAAAGAAAAGAAAAGCCGAAACAAUCGUAGCUAUUCCGACGAGACUUACGAACAAAAUGGUAGUGAUCUAACAUGUGACAUAAUACCCUCAUCGGAGGACUGUAAACUAUGCAAUAUUCAAAAAGUCAAUAUGCAAGAACAUGUCUUUUCUGCCGGUCACAUAGCACAAGUUCGCUACUCUCUCGAGAAUAGUGAUCAUCUCUUAGGGUACAGUGGCAGUGAAUCAAGCGAUCAGCAUGAUACUGUUGAUCAACAACAAUCAAUGAAAUCCAAUAACACAAUGGCCCAUCUAAAACUACCAACCCCACCGCCAUCAGUUAUUGCCAAUCGGGCAUCACCUGGCGACAUGCAACAUGAAUCGAACAUGACCAUCUACAAUCAACUUCUUAUGCAAAAUCCUAUGUUUGCUGCAGCUGCUGCAGCAUCAACCAAUUCCGGAUCAAACAAACUUUUUGGUGGUGAACAUGAAAAUGAUUCAAAUGCAGCCAUCACAGCUGCUGCUGCCAUGAUGAAUUUCAAUCAGAUUCAACAGCAUUUUGCAGCUGUUCAACAACAACAACAACAGCAACAAAUGAAUGCCAGUGAAAAUUCUGAAAAUAGUGUUGGAAAUGCAACGGAUGCUGCAACCGCUGCUGCUCAUCGACUUUUGAUGGGUAAUAAUCUUUUACUGCAAAUCAAUGCCGAUCAACAAUCAAUUACACAGUCAACAAACAGUUCGGAGGCACUACUUCAGCAAAUCUACAAUUAUAAUCAAAUGAGUGGAAAACUAAAAUCUACUAAAAAUCAUACCAACGACAAACCACAGGGCCUAGGGCGUGAAUAUACUCAUCAAGAGCCCCCCGAAAACCAAAAAACUAAAGUCGAAAAUCCUGUUAAUGAUAAAGAUAGUAAAAAAAGUGAUAAUAAAAUUAAUAAGCUGGACGAACAAACCAUCAAACAUGAGCAAGGGAAUGCGGUAAAUAGUCCUUCGACUACCUUAAGAAAUGAUCCUAAUAUCAAAUUAGGAGACAACGUUAAUGACCUAUUGCAAACGCCCCUUGGAGCAACAGAAACACCGAAAUCCUCAUCAGUAUCUUUAAAUUCAGUACGAAAUUCAAAAAAUAUUGAACAGAUACUAAAAAUAUCUUCAUCAUUUGUAAAUAAUACUUGCAAUGAUGACAAAAAUCAACGGGAGCAGCAUAAAAAGUUACAAAACGACAUGGAAAAUGCCAUUAACGAGAUUCUUACAAUAAAUACCAAAAACCUAGUUAAGUGAAAUAAAGAUGAAAGAUAAAAGAUGUUUGUAAUAAGCCAGCUUAGUCGAAAACAAAUGUAAAAUGUUUCCUAUUUGUGAAAUUUAAGUUCCAUGCAUUUCGAAAGAAAAUAUGAGUCCUAUAUAUAUAUAUAUACAUAAGCUAAAUACGGAAUGAGUUGAAAAUAUCAAGCUAGAAAGCGGAAGACUUAUAUUCUGUCAUUUAAAUAAAAAAAAGUUCUAGAUUAGAAGAAAAAGAUAAAGCAUUGAUUUUUUUUAAACAUUCAAUCAUAAUAGGAUACGUGGAAAAUUCAAUUUUGAAAUUUUCCAUGUAUUCCAAUUUGAUAUACCCGCAGAAAGUAUAAAUUGAAUAAUCUUAAAAAAAUUGAAAGGAUAAAGUCUUGUAAAUAUUUUCUAAUUAAGCUCAUAACAAGCCCUUGAAUGGAGAUGGAAGUGAGUCGCAAUCAGUACAGGAGAAAAUAAUGCGGAAUCAAUGAAAAUGAGAAAGAGUUUUAGAUGGAAACAAUGUGGAUCCAAAAAAAAAAAAAAAAAUGGAAGAAAAAAUCAUUAAAAUGUAACCUAAAUAAAAUGCAAGUUCCUAUUUUUAAAAAAAAAGUGAAAACAUACAAAAUUUAAAAGAGUGUUUAUUCGAAAAUUAGUAUCUAAACGUAUAAAAAAGUGGAAUUAAUCCUUUGUAAUUGCUUAAAUGUAAUUGAUACCAAAACUGUUUACAGAGAACUUUUUUCCAGUUUUCAAAAUUGUGAAAUCUCGUUUUUUAAAGAAAAUAAGAAAAAAUCUACAUAAUUGCCAACUACUUAUUAUUAUUAUUAUUAAUUAUUGUAAUAAUUUAAGGGCUUAUAUAUGAAUUUUUUUUUUUUUUAAAAAAAAGAUAAUGGGUAUGGGCCCUAUUAAGAUUUUUAUGAAGUCAAAUUAAAGUUCCUCACGAAUAUGAUUUAUUUUUUCAAUUAAAUUUGUGUAUAGUGACGCCUUUUUAACUUGGCAAAAUCUAUAUACCAAUUUUCGAUAUUGUAAGUAAUUUCCAUAUUUUGUGAAAUUGGCUGUUUUAUAAAUGGUGAAAGAAAUACUUUAUAUUCCUAUGUAUUUAUACAUAUGAAGCAAAAAAAAAAUUCGCUUUCUUCCCUGAUUCUAUCGAUAUAUAUUUAUACUACUUUGUUUUUAAUUUAUCCAGAUCCGGGGUAACCAAAAUUGUUAAACCCUGAAGUAAACCAAAAGAAAGGAAUAACGAAUUGAGAUAUUAAUGUGUAGACUUUUAUGGGUAAUUAGUUAUAGUAGGAAAAAGAACAGAAAAAAUCAAUACUCGCUUUUCGAUUCCUAAUUAGAUAAAUAGUAAGAUUUAGUAUGUAUUAGAGACGUAAGAAGUGAGAAAAAAAUCGAAACUAAAAUAAUAAAAUUAAUACAUUAAAUAGCCUUCAUAUUUGGAUGUCCAAUGUAAAUGGGGAAAUCAAAAUUUAUAUGGUCAGAAGAAAGAACUAAUAGUAGCACAACGUUAUAGUAUGUAUAUCGAAACUUCACUUCAUUGAACGAAUUGCUUUUUUCUAUGAAGGAGGAGGGGUGGUUGUUGAUCCACUAAGAAACGAUUAAUCAUAUAUUCGUAUAAAUACUCUUACUGUUUAGCUCUUGUGUAAGAAAACAAACUGUCAGACCGAGUAAUUCGUCGAUAAUCUCAAUAGUUCCGCAUAGAAACACAUUUUUCUAUAUGUUAGUUUGUUUUGGUCUAUUUAAAUAAAAAA